UAAAACAUGUAAACAAUUUACAUACAUCAAAGAUAAUAAAAGCAUUCCUUAACUUAAGAUUCUUUGAAGGACAGCAUAUGUUGGACAUGCACAUAGAGGCGAGCCUUUUCCUGCAAGGGUGCGCUGACUUCGGACAUACACGUGAGUAAACUUUACCAUUUUUGUUGCAUCAGGCAAACAUAGACAUUAACGUAAACGAUCAUGUUCUCCAAUUGACAUGAUUAUUUCUGCUCCAUUAUUUGCCUUUUCCGCGAAAAAUGGUUGUAUUUAGUUUUUGUGUUCAGCGACUUAUAAAAUUGUCUGAAUUUCUUGAUUAUACAGAAUUUCUUAUUUUCUCAAUUUCAAUUUGCUUUCAAAGUAUGUUUGUGUAAGGAAAAUGAAAGAAAUAUAUUACCGAAUAUAUUGCCGUUUUGUCCCGUAUUAAGUUAUUGUGUUCAGCGAAUUAUAUAAUUGUCUGAAUUUCUCAUUUGCUCAUUUUCAAUUUGCUUUCAGAAUAUGUUUGUAUAAGGAAAAUGAAAGAAAUAUUUUACCGUAUAUAUUGCCGUUAAGUCUGUCCCGUAUUAAGAUAGUGUAUUCAGCGAAUUAUAUAAUUGUCUGAAUUUCUUAUUUGCUCAAUUUCAAUUUGCUUUCAAAGUAUGUUUGUAAAAGGAAAUUGAACCUGGAGACGCAUACAGAGCGAGGGUUUGCAGGCUCUGUACCGCGAAGACGAGGCGGUUCGACAUUUCUUCGGUAUGCUGGACGGUCUUGCCUUCCUACCAACCCAACUCGUGAACGAAGGCAUGGCGCAUCUUAGGACGCUCGCCCCAGAAGCCCUUAUGUCGGUCGUCGAUUACUUUGACGCCACGUAUGUGACCGGCACAUACCGCACGGUGAUGUCCGAGGGAAAGAUGAGGUUUAGAGCAGUUCCACCGCGUUUCCCGCCAUCUGUUUGGAAUGUGAGCACGGCAACAAUCAACGGCGAUGCCAGGACUAACAACGUGUGCGAGUCUAUGAACUGCGGGUUCCGACAGUUGGUUGGUCACAGUCAUCCGUCGAUGUGGAAAGUGCUCGAGUGCGUCCAGAAGGAUAACGCCAUGGUAAAGGCAGAUGCCCACAUGCACCGAUCUGGACAGUCUGUAACAAGGAAGCGCAAGAAGGCCACCAUCGCUCACCAAUGCCGCCUCAAGAGGCUGUGCGAGAAGCUAGAAAACAAGCAGCUACGUCUACCAAAAUUCCUGGCUUCCAUCGGAAACUGUAUGCGUUUGAUUUAAGAUGCUGGGUUCCUAUAUAUGGUAGUGACAAAUCGACGUUCUGAUUUGCUUUAAGGAAUUUAUGAAAUGUUGUACGUUAAGUGUUGGCUUUACAUUACAAGUAUAAAUUUGCUAGAUUCAUGUUCUUUAUUGAAUUAACAAUUAAUAACAAUGGCUUAGUUAUUUCUAUGUUUUGUCAAAUGUUGAUAAAUACAUGUAUUAGUUGAUAAUAAAAUCAUUUACAGGACUGACA
Messenger RNA from Dreissena polymorpha, 1482 nucleotides. RefSeq lists its product as uncharacterized. The coding region runs from base 732 to 1250 and encodes 172 amino acids. The record is from RefSeq and is a predicted model, not a curated record. The transcript has a single exon. NCBI's taxonomy places the organism in Eukaryota, Metazoa, Mollusca, Bivalvia, Myida, Dreissenidae.